GACCGUCGUAGCGUCGUUCGGUGGCCUAUAACAGUGGAAAAAACUUAUACACCGAUCGUGUAACGGCGUGGGCGCCACACCAGCUCCAGUGGUCUUCAUUGUCUUCAACCCUUAUAGGAUUCAGGGCGGAUACGUCACAACCCACCUCCCCCUCGACCAGUUAGAGCAUCCGAAAACCAUGGUCAUAACUUCGGAUGUUUUGCCUGCAACGGAUCUGAAGGAACAACAACAACUGAUCUGUUCGUUGGUGUACAUAGGAUUUGGGGCGCAACAGUCUUCCGUCGAAAAGCGUGCACGCGCGUCGUGUCGUUCCUCUGUAUACGAUAUUGCUCUGCUGUGCACAUAAAUAGUGUCGAGGACUAUGUAAUAUAUGUACUAAUAUGUACAUUUAAAGCGGUGCACAUCAUAUCAAACUCGUUCAUUAUAAUACGCCUAUACGGCGCGGAAUAUUCACUCCGCUUCGCCAUCACCGUACCAGUUACUAUAUACUAAAUACAUAAUAUACGUAAAAACAAUGUCAGUCGGCGACUUGAACUUUACAACGGUCAAACCGUUAGACGUCAACAGGUAUGCAACUAAAAAGACCAUUGCUCAGGGAAUGUUGGACAUCGCCUUGUUGACAGCCAACGCAAACCAACUGAAAUACAUCCUUCAAGUGGGUGAGAAACACGAGUUUUACAAGCCUCUGUUAGUAUUGAUUGCCACGUCUAUAUUUUUACAAGUGUUCAUGGGAAUGAUAUUUCUAUCACUAAACCUGCUUCGGGACUGUCGUUUCCAUUUGAUCGAGUACAAGACGUCGUCGCUGUUCAUUAACCAAGUGCCAGUCGUAUGCACGUUUAUGGUGUUCACUAUCAACAUAAUAAUAGGAGCUUUUGAUUCCGGAUUAGCCAGCAUCGUACCGACAUCAACAUUCAACGCACCGUCCGUUCCGUCCAUCAAUUCCAAUGUGCUCGUUGGUGGGAUAUUUUUGGUUGUUGGAGGGCUGGACAUAAAGAAAGAAAAAGACCAACGAAAGUGUUUGAUUUUAAACGACGUUUCCGUCAUCAUGGUUUUCCUGAUAACUACGAUCAAUAUAACCAUAUCAGGUUUUGGAUUUGACACGCGAGAGACCAAAUUUCGCACAAUGACGGACGUGAUUACUGCGACAGACACCAAUCUGGAGAUAGACGAUGGCGGAAACGACGAAAAUCGUAAGCGUUCUGCUACUCGUCUGUUGUCCAGGUCGUUAAGCAAGAUCAGCAACGCCACGUAUGACACCAAGAAGAACAUGGCACAGGGUAUGAUGGACAUUGCAUUGCUCACAGCUAACGCUAAUCAGCUUCGUUACAUAUUGGAGUUCCGUGGGAAAAAUUCUACAAAUUUCGUUCUACUGUUGGUGCUGAUCGCGUGUAGCCUCAUAUUACAAGUGUUUGUUGGAACUAUUCUCAUAUUCAAAGGUCGCAUGGAUUGUAUCAGUAGCAGUACGAAUAACGAGGUUACUAAGAUGGAUACCAUCAAAUUAAACAAUUACGUAGUCCUUGGAGUGUUUCUUAUAACUGUCAUCAACAUAUUCAUUGCAGCGUUUACAGUAGCGCCGACCUAA
Rhopalosiphum maidis (corn leaf aphid) is the source of this 1582-nucleotide messenger RNA. RefSeq lists its product as uncharacterized. The coding region runs from base 515 to 1582 and encodes 355 amino acids. The record is from RefSeq and is a predicted model, not a curated record. Gene Ontology annotation, cellular component: membrane. Lineage: Eukaryota; Metazoa; Arthropoda; Insecta; Hemiptera; Aphididae. The transcript is spliced from 9 exons. Gene Ontology annotation, biological process: cell adhesion; tissue regeneration.